UGCCCAGUGGUUGCAGUUGCUGAUGAUUUCACGGCAACAGCAGUGAAACACAGAGUGUGCUCUGAUAGCUGGUUACUGAAUGAGAUACUGCAAAUGGGUGGAAAGAAAAAAGACAGCAUGUGAGAGAGAGUCAGAAAGACACAGAGAGGGAAGCUGAGAGCAAGCAAAGUGCUCCGGCUCGAGGAGAGUCACCCAGGUGUACUGCAGAAGCUUUUUGGAAAUGGAUGCAAGGACCAUCUGCUGCCUAUAGAUUAGAGGGCUAUAGACUAGGGGUAGAGAGAAAGAUCUUAUGGCUCUUUUGAAUAAAAAUCGAAGUUCUGCAUAAGUGAUUCAUCAGGAUAAAUGAUGAGUAUGCUCUUGCAUGGGAUAUUAAUGUAUAAAUCCAUGCUACAGAUAGACAGAGUACAGCCUACAUUGCUAUGAAAAAUAAAGCCAGCAACAAUGCAGUGAAUAAAUUCUGCAGUGAAUAAAUUCUGCAGUGAUUAUCUGAUUUAUGUACGAAGAAAAAGAGAAGCAAAACACAGACAGCUCUUAUCGCACUGUGACAUUUUCAAGGCACUGCAUUUAAUGCUGAGAGAUGCUAUACAUUAAAUCUGACAACUGUGAAAAGAGAGAUCAUGGAGAAGUCAAGUAGUGAGGAUUCUUCAAUUCACCGGAGUCCAUCUUUGGAUAGCAAAGACUCAGAUUUUGCUAAACCUUCUACCUCAGGGAGGCAAUUUGGUCGAGGUUUUACUGCUGGAGCUUUCUAUGAAUUUAAGAAGUGCAACAUGGCAAGAGGCUGCCUGUGUUGUUUGAAAUACAUGAUGUUCCUUUUCAAUUUAAUAUUUUGGUUAUGUGGCUGUGGGCUGCUGGGCGUGGGCAUCUGGCUGUCAGUGUCACAAGGAAACUUCGCCACAUUUUCUCCUAGCUUUCCAUCGCUUUCAGCUGCCAACCUAGUCAUUGCCAUUGGUACAGUCAUCAUGGUGACCGGCUUUCUGGGCUGCCUAGGUGCUAUCAAGGAAAACAAGUGCCUCCUGUUGAGUUUUUUCAUCGUUUUGCUGGUAAUUCUCCUGGCAGAGCUGAUAUUACUGAUUUUGUUCUUUGUUUAUAUGGACAAGGUCAGUGAGAGUGCAAAGAAGGAUUUGAAGGAAGGUAUGAAGCUAUACAACUCAGAAAAUAACAUUGGACUGAAAAAUGCAUGGAAUAUCAUUCAAGCAGAGAUGAAAUGCUGUGGCGUGAAUGACUUUACGGAUUGGUACCCAGUGCUGGGAGAAAACACUGUCCCAGACCGAUGUUGUACGGAAAACUCCCAAGACUGUGGACGGAACUCCACUGAGUUAGUGUGGAAAACGGGAUGUUAUGAGAGAGUUAUGACCUGGUUUGAUGAGAAUAAGCAUGUCCUUGGUUCGAUUGGGAUAUGCAUCCUCAUAAUGCAGAUUCUUGGCAUGGCCUUCUCCAUGACACUCUUCCAGCAGAUUCACAGGACUGGCAAAAAAUAUGAUGCCUAAAACCUCUGAAACAUUAUCAUAUCAACCCUUCUGUCUCAUCAUAAAAAUGAACAAAAGGAAUGACCGCAAAGAGUAUCAAGCCUAGCCCUGCUGAGGGAAUCCGUCCCAUUGACAGAUCUACUUUGUUGUUACUUGUCCAGUUAUUACCACAACCUGACUCUUUUUUUUUGUCUGUUUCACAUUUGCCAUUUAUUUGCCAAAGAGGGGGGAAACCCCCCAAACAAUGGAUUUUCUAAACAAAUUCAUAGAUCUGCUCUAAGAAUGUUUCUUAAGAAACUGUUUUGCUCUACUAAUCCAUGCUAUAUGUGCAAAAAUU
This is a messenger RNA of Athene cunicularia (burrowing owl), 1803 nucleotides long. RefSeq names its product tetraspanin 9 (gene TSPAN9). NCBI's taxonomy places the organism in Eukaryota, Metazoa, Chordata, Aves, Strigiformes, Strigidae. The record is from RefSeq and is a predicted model, not a curated record. The transcript has 8 exons. Gene Ontology annotation, cellular component: membrane. The coding region runs from base 618 to 1487 and encodes 289 amino acids.